This is a messenger RNA of Pristis pectinata (smalltooth sawfish), 4137 nucleotides long. Its product is annotated as ribosomal protein S6 kinase alpha-3. The transcript is spliced from 23 exons. The coding region runs from base 295 to 2640 and encodes 781 amino acids. Gene Ontology annotation, biological process: intracellular signal transduction; protein phosphorylation. NCBI's taxonomy places the organism in Eukaryota, Metazoa, Chordata, Chondrichthyes, Rhinopristiformes, Pristidae. The record is from RefSeq and is a predicted model, not a curated record. Gene Ontology annotation, molecular function: magnesium ion binding; ribosomal protein S6 kinase activity; ATP binding.
CGCGGGGCGGCCUCGUUCUGGCGCACAGGUAGUGCUGCGAGCGAACGCCAUAUUGAGAGCGGAAGCGGCCGGCGGGCGGGCGAGCGAGGAGAGAAAGGGAGGGGAAGGGAAGGGAGGCGACGGCUGGAGAUCCGGCACCCGGGAGCGGAAACGCGCGGGGAGGGAGCCGAGGCCCAGCUAGGCCGCGGAGGCGUCGGAGAGCGCGGCCGGUGGCAGCUUUCGAGCCGCCUGCUAGCCGCUGCGCUGAGCUCGAUCCCCCCGUGCGCCGGGCCGCCGCCGCCGCUCUCCGGGAAGAUGCCGCUCGCCCAGCUGGUGGACCCCUGGCAGAAAAUGGCUGUGGAGAAGGAGAGCGAGUCAACAUCGUUUCCCCUAUGUAAACUUCUCCACAGCCAGAAACCAACUGAGAGCCCAAACAGGGGCACAACACUACGUGACUCCACCACUCGAUGUCAGGCUAGUAAUGCUAUACAACUUAACAGUUCUUCACAGUAUGAGCAAAUGGGAGAUGAGCCCAUGUCAGAAGAUGAAACAGUUCUUCAACCUCAAGAUGAAGAAAAUGAACAGGAGAUACCAAUUACGUGCCUUGUUAAAGAAGGCUGUGAAAAGGCUGACCCUUCACAGUUUGAGAUACUUAAAGUUUUGGGGCAAGGAUCCUUUGGAAAGGUGUUUCUGGUUAGAAAGACCCAAGGUUGUGAUGCUGGGCAACUUUAUGCUAUGAAGGUGCUUAAAAAAGCUACAUUAAAAGUAAGAGAUCGUGUUCGGACUAAAAUGGAACGUGACAUCUUGGUUGAAGUGAAUCAUCCAUUCAUUGUCAAGUUACACUAUGCUUUUCAGACCGAAGGGAAGCUUUACCUUCUAUUGGAUUUUCUCAGGGGAGGUGACUUGUUUACACGACUUUCCAAGGAGGUCAUGUUCACUGAGGAGGAUGUUAAGUUUUACCUGGCAGAGUUGGCACUUGCUUUAGAUCAUCUUCAUGGUCUGGGAAUUAUCUACAGAGAUCUAAAGCCAGAAAAUAUUUUGCUGGAUGAAGAGGGCCACAUUAAAUUGACAGAUUUUGGGUUGAGCAAAGAGUCUAUUGAUCAUGAGAAGAAAGCCUAUUCAUUCUGUGGUACUGUGGAGUACAUGGCACCCGAGGUGGUCAACCGACGGGGUCACACUCAGAGUGCUGACUGGUGGUCUUUUGGUGUUCUAAUGUUUGAAAUGCUUACAGGCACCCUGCCCUUCCAAGGGAAGGACAGAAAAGAAACCAUGACGAUGAUCCUGAAAGCAAAAUUGGGAAUGCCACAAUUUUUAAGCGCGGACUCCCAAAGCCUGUUGCGAAUGCUUUUCAAACGUAAUCCUGGAAAUAGACUAGGAGCAGGUCCAGAUGGUGUUGAAGAAAUUAAGAGACAUGGUUUCUUUUCCACUAUUGAUUGGAAUAAAUUGUGUAGAAGAGAAAUACAGCCACCUUUCAAACCUGCAAUUGGUCGGCCGGAGGAUACUUUCUAUUUUGAUCCAGAGUUUACAGCAAAAACACCAAAAGAUUCCCCUGGUAUUCCACCUAGUGCCAAUGCUCAUCAACUCUUUCGUGGAUUCAGUUUUGUGGCUAAUACCUCAGAGGAAGAACCCCAGCCCAUGCAAACAGCUACACAUCCAGUUAUACAGUUGCACAGAACCAGUAUUCAGUUUGCUGACAAUUAUGACUUGAAAGAGGACAUCGGUGUGGGUUCCUACUCAAUCUGCAAACGAUGUGUGAACCGAUCUACUAAUAUGGAUUAUGCUGUUAAGAUAAUUGAUAGAAGCAAAAGAGAUCCUUCUGAAGAGAUUGACAUUCUACUACGCUAUGGGCAACAUCCCAAUAUCAUUACCUUGAAAGAUGUUUAUCAUGAUGGAAAAUUUGUGUAUCUAGUGACAGAAUUAAUGAAAGGAGGAGAACUGCUGGACAAGAUUCUCAGGCAAAAGUUUUUCUCAGAACGUGAAGCUAAUGCUGUGUUGUAUACCAUAACGAAGACUAUGGAUUAUCUACAUGCCCAGGGGGUGGUGCACAGAGAUUUGAAACCGAGCAACAUCUUGUACGUGGAUGAGUCCGGCAAUCCAGAAUCAAUUCGCAUAUGUGACUUUGGGUUUGCCAAGCAGUUACGUGCUGACAAUGGCCUUCUCAUGACUCCAUGUUAUACAGCAAAUUUUGUUGCUCCUGAAGUCUUAAAGCGGCAAGGGUAUGAUGCAGCUUGUGAUAUCUGGAGUCUUGGUGUUCUUCUCUACACUAUGCUCACUGGUUACACCCCCUUUGCUAAUGGACCUGAUGACACGCCAGAAGAAAUAUUGGCAAGAAUAGGUAGUGGAAAGUUCAGCCUGACUGGAGGUUACUGGGAUACUGUUUCUGAUGUUGCUAAGGAUCUUGUAUCAAAGAUGCUUCAUGUGGAUCCACAACAAAGGUUGUCCACAGCCCAGAUCCUCCGGCACCCAUGGAUUAUUCAUCGAGAUCGACUUCCACAGUUUCACUUAAACCGACAGGAUGCACCUCAUCUAGUAAAGGGAGCCAUGGCUGCCACUUACUCUGCGUUGAACCGCACGCCGUUGCAGCCCAUUCUGGAACCAGUUGGCUGCUCAAACCUGGCUCAGCGAAGGGGUGUUAAGAAACUUACCUCAACUGCUCUUUAAAGUGACCUCUGCUGAAAACUAGACUCGCAGCAGCCUUGGACAUGUACCACAGAACAGUGUGAAAACUAUCCCAGUUACCUUUUAUAUGCAGCUUUUUGCCUUCUGCUAGUCCUGCUUUGAACAAUUGGAUACCAGGAUUUUGGGAAUUUCGAUCUUUGGAUGGAAUGUGAAGUGGAACCAUAAUUUGGAUCAAAGAUUAUUUAGAUUAAAAGCAUAGAAACUUGGCAUUGCAAUGAACACUGUAUUACUUGUAAAUUAGCAAUAGGAAAAGCACUCUGAAACAUACUGAAUUUUUACUGGGAAUGUACAAGUCCACCUGGAAUGUUUUUGUUGUAAUUGAUUUUUUUUUAAGUUGAGCACUUGAGUAAUUGUAUAUCCUAUACGUGUUAUCACUGUAAGCCUUGUGCCACUUUUGAAUGUCAUGACCUGGCAGUGACUGUAAUUGCAUUUUCUCUCAGAAUAGUCCUCCAGUAGUUUGAAUCAUCGGUUAUUUUCACACUAAUGUGAUCAGUAUUCCAUGGUUGAACUUUCUUUCGGGUACUGUUAAGUAGCUGAGGCACACUUCAUCCCUUUGCCUGCAUCUUGAGUUGAUUCCUAAACUACCCAAUGUGUUACUGUAAUCCAUGGAUCAUCCAGAAGGCAGCCAACCAACUAGAGCACGUAUUAUGAAAAUAUUUACUUUUGUGCGAAAGUAUGUUUAUAAACUAAUUUUUCAUUAUAUCUAGCUUAGCGUGUUGCGGUGAAGGGGAUGGCCAUAUUUUUGCUGCUUACUGUGCUGUUGAACAAAAUAGAUUGAAUUUCUCAAAUGGGUUCACAUAGGCACUUGAGUGACAGUCAGGGGAAAUAGAAAUCAGUUGAAGAUCUUUUGCUGUGUAUCCAUUAUGCCUUCAGCUCUUCCAUCCUUUAUGUAAUAGUUUCAAGAUAUUGUAGCCUUUAAUAGAUUCCUUAUAAUUGAUGGGAUGGGAUUGCAACAGAUUCAGAUAAUGCACAUUAAGUAUUGUCAUCCAGCUAUCAAAGCUUGAAGGGAAGUUGUAAAGAUGAUGUAAUUAUUUUGAAUUUCCAAAUCUACUUGGUGAGUUUUUAAAAAUGAAGCAGUAUCACAGAUGUAAUAUUUUUCUACACUUCUAUAAUAAUCAAGCUUUAUACUGGACUCCACAGCGUAGCGUAGCACUGAAGUGGACAAAUGAGGAUUUUUUUAUACUGUCUUUACCAAAGCAUGAAUUUGGUAGCUGUCUGGAGUCAGAUUCAGCUGACAUUUCCAGGCAAUGCUGCCAUUUUAACUGGAUUGACCAGAAUAGUCAAUGCUGAAUUGUGCCUCAUUCUGGUACAGCAUCAGAAUGUUUUAAUUUGAAUUUAAUGUUACCUAGGUCGAUUUGAGGUAUAACUGAAGUGGAAACAGAAUUUUUUUUAUCAUUACUCAUGCCAUGGGCUGGCAAUUUUUUUGUAAUCAUGCAGACAAACAAAUUUAUACAGAAUAAAUCUUCAAACAUUAAAAUU